This is a messenger RNA of Rubroshorea leprosula, 1841 nucleotides long. NCBI's taxonomy places the organism in Eukaryota, Viridiplantae, Streptophyta, Magnoliopsida, Malvales, Dipterocarpaceae. The record is from the annotation of a GenBank genome assembly.
GUCUAGUCUAGUCUAGUCCAGUCGAAGUCAAGGAUUGUUCCUCCCUUUUCCCUAAAAUUUCCCUCCUGUCUUACCUAACAAAAGUAUCGACUUUUCCAUUUUAUUGUGGAUUGUGGGAGGAAGGGGGUUCGAUUCAUGCCAGAAUUCACCCAAAGUUGCCACUUGCCACCCUCCAUUUCCAUUUGGAUAAUGGGUGUGGACAACUCAUUCUGAUUUUCAUACUUAAACAUGGAUUACAAGCUGCAAGUUGUUGGGGUUCAACCUCACCUUCAACAGAUGGGAUCUCUACAUGAUCAACCCAUACAUGAGUUUGAUGAUCACGCCCUCUUUCCCCUGGAAACGGAUGGUCAAAAGACACAGUCUCUCAAUGUAGUUGAACUUUCUACGACUUUUGCAGUUGGUGGUAGUAAAAUCUUGAAGAAUGGGUUAUACAGGAGCAUAAAGACUGUAGUUUUCUCAAACAAACUCAACUUGCUUAUGCCCUUUGGGCCUCUGGCAAUUCUUGUCCAUAAAUUCACCGGUCAUAAUGGUUGGGUCUUCUUUCUAUGUUUAUUGGGCAUAACACCUUUGGCUGAACGUUUGGGUUAUGCCACAGAGCAGCUGGCUUUUUACACCGGGCCUACUGUUGGAGGUCUGCUAAAUGCUACAUUUGGAAAUGCAACGGAACUGAUUAUAUCAAUUUAUGCACUGAAAAAUGGAAUGACACGCGUUGUGCAGCUAUCACUGUUAGGCUCAAUUUUGUCAAACAUGUUGCUGGUUCUCGGAUGUGCUUUCCUCUGUGGUGGGCUUGUUUUUCAUGGAAAGGAACAAGUUUUUGACAAGGCAACAGCUGUUGUGAAUGCAGGACUGCUGUUGAUGGCAGUCAUGGGUUUACUCUUUCCAGCAGUACUUCAUUAUACGCGCACUGAGGUGCACUUUGGGAAGUCAGAGUUGGCUCUUUCAAGAUUUAGCAGUUGUAUCAUGCUUGUGGCCUAUGUCACCUAUCUUGUUUUCCAGUUAAAGAGACAAAGAGAUAUCUAUGUUCACAUUAAUGAGGAAGUAAGUGAGAAUGGGGAGAAUGUGGAUAAUGAUGACAACAACGAUGAGGCACCUGAGAUAUCUAAAUGGGAAUCAGUGAUUUGGCUUGCAAUUAUGACAGCUUGGAUAUCUAUCCUAUCAGAAUAUCUGGUUGAUGCCAUAGAGGGAGCAUCUGAUGCAUAUGAUAUACCAAUUGCCUUUAUUAGCGUUAUCUUGCUCCCAAUUGUUGGGAAUGCUGCAGAGCAUGCAAGUGCUAUCAUGUUUGCCAUGAAAGACAAGCUUGACAUAUCUUUGGGAGUGGCAAUAGGGUCCUCAACUCAGAUAUCUAUGUUUGGGAUUCCUGUUUCUGUGGUCAUCGGGUGGAUGAUGGGACGUGAAAUGGACUUGAAUUUUCAACUUUUUGAGACAGCAACUCUCUUCAUAACAGUCAUUGUAGUAGCCUUCUUUCUGCAGGAAGGUACUUCAAAUUACUUCAAAGGUCUAAUGCUUAUUCUUUGCUACCUGAUAGUUGCUGCAAGUUUCUUUGUACAUGAAGAUCCACCCUCACCUGAUGACAGUCAACCGGGAACCUAAUCACCAGACAGUCAAUUGAUGGAGUGGAAUUUUUGAACUUGAAAUAAGGAAAAGAAAAAUAAAUUAAAAAAAAAAAACACUAUGGUGGACGUGAUACUGUAUAUAUUUUCGUUCCUAGAUUUUUUUCAUUUUUGGGGUAAUAAAAUAAUACUUUCAUUACUAGACUAGAUGAUCUAAAAUUUUCAAAGCCUGUGUCUGCGUGGACUUGCUUUGUCUGAAUUGAUGAAAGGUAAAAUCCCAAUUUGGUACCU